AUGGCUUCCACCAUUCUCCUUUCCUUUCUCAUCCUCUCUCAAGCCCUCCUCCUCACUCUCCCACCAUCCCAAGCAGCCCCAAAUUCCAAACUCUUCCGCGAAUACAUCGGCGCUGAAUUCAACAACAUCAAGUUCUCCGACGUCCCAAUAAAUCCAUCCGUCGAUUUCCACUUCCUUCUCUCCUUUGCAAUCGAUUACACCACAGAUUCUCCUUCCCCCACCAACGGAAAUUUCAACAUCUUCUGGGACUCUGAUAACCUUAGCCCCUCCCAAGUCAAUUCGAUCAAGGCCAACCAUCCGAACGUGAAGGUGGGCCUUAGCCUAGGAGGUGAUAGCGUGGGGUCUGGUUAUGCUUACUUCACCCCGUCUUCAGUAGACUCUUGGGUCAGCAAUGCAGUUUCGUCGCUCACCAAAAUCAUCAAACAAUACGGUUUGGAUGGUAUUGACAUCGAUUACGAACACUUCAAGACCGACCCCAACACAUUUGCAGAGUGCAUCGGUAGGCUUGUGACAACUCUCAAGGGAAAUGGGGUAAUCUCGUUCGCAUCCAUAGCACCUUUCGAUGACGAUGAAGUUCAAAGCCAUUACUUGGCUUUGUGGGGGAAAUAUGGGAAUGUUAUAGACUAUGUUAACUUCCAAUUCUACGCGUAUGAUCAGGGGACCACUGUAUCGCAAUUUUUGAACUACUUCAAUACUCAAAACUCUAAUUAUGGGGGUGGUAAGGUUUUAGUGAGUUUUAGUACCGACGGGAGUGGUGGAUUGUCCCCGGAAAAUGGGUUCUUCACGGCAUGUGAUAGGCUAAGGAGUCAGGGCAAGCUUCAUGGGAUUUUUGUGUGGUCUGCCGAUGAUUCAAUGGGGAAUGGUUUCCGUUAUGAGCGGCGAUCGCAGGCCUUGUUGGCGGGUGGCCAUUGAUCGAUUUCCUUCUUCUACUGCUUAUACUUUAAUACUGUGUAAGUAAAUCAAGAUGUCUUGAUGUAGUUUGUGUCUGUGUAUGUAUUUGUGCUUGAAAGAAAUACUAUA
Messenger RNA from Magnolia sinica, 1020 nucleotides. Its product is annotated as chitinase 2-like. The coding region runs from base 1 to 912 and encodes 303 amino acids. The transcript has a single exon. The record is from RefSeq and is a predicted model, not a curated record. Gene Ontology annotation, biological process: carbohydrate metabolic process. Lineage: Eukaryota; Viridiplantae; Streptophyta; Magnoliopsida; Magnoliales; Magnoliaceae. Gene Ontology annotation, molecular function: hydrolase activity, hydrolyzing O-glycosyl compounds.